Molecule: messenger RNA, 6157 nt
Organism: Entelurus aequoreus (snake pipefish)
Lineage: Eukaryota; Metazoa; Chordata; Actinopteri; Syngnathiformes; Syngnathidae
Gene: crb1
Product: crumbs cell polarity complex component 1
Exons: 12
Coding region: 121-3912 (1263 amino acids)
Biological process (GO): establishment or maintenance of epithelial cell apical/basal polarity; heterophilic cell-cell adhesion
Cellular component (GO): plasma membrane; protein-containing complex
Molecular function (GO): calcium ion binding
Source: RefSeq, a predicted model, not a curated record
GUGAAGUGGCUCUGGUCAACACAGGAAGAGACUAAAGGCGGCAGCAGCAGCAGAAUCAUCAGAUAUCUCAAUGUAACACGUUGAGGUUUAAGUCAAGCAGGAUGUUUCCCUGUCCCGAUUAUGGAUGUCAUUCGUUAUUGCCGAUUAAAAUCACCUGCCUGGGCUGUUCUCAUAUCACUGCUUGGUGCAUCAGCUUUGAAACCGCUCCCAGCUGUGGAUUUUUGCUCACCAAACCCGUGCCAAAACCAAGCCUUGUGCCAAAUCCGUGGGGAUGGCUACGCAUGCUUCUGCGUGCCGGGCUUCCAAGGUGCUCAUUGUCAGAUUGAUGUCAAUGAAUGUGCUUCUCAGCCGUGCAUGAACGGAGCCACCUGUGUGGACAGAGUUGGCCGCUACUCCUGUCUAUGUCCAUCUGGGUUCACUGGGGCCACUUGUGAGGUCCCGAUUGAUGAGUGUCAAUCACAGCCGUGUCUCAAUGCCGGCAGUUGCCACGGCGAUGCUGGUGGCUUCAUUUGCACCUGUCCACCCGGUUACCAAGGACACCGGUGUGAAAUCAACAUAGAUGAGUGCCAGGACGAGCCAUGCCAAAACGGAGCUCUGUGCAUAGACGGUGUGGACCAAUACAGCUGUGACUGCUCACACACUGCCUUCACUGGCAAACACUGCGAGGGCCCAAAGCCACAGUGCGACUCUGAACCCUGCUUCAACAGCGCCAUCUGUAAGGACAGUCAGGGUAAUUACAUCUGUGAAUGCUGGCCAGGUUCCCUCUGCCAAGAGGUCAUAGACCACUGUGAUCCUAGCCCCUGUCACAAUGGGGGGAGGUGUGAGCAGCAUGAUGGGGGCUACAUCUGUCACUGCGUCAAAAAACGUAGCGACGGUUAUCUUUAUGGAGGUGCAAACUGUGAUGUGAGGUUGGUGGGCUGUAACGGCCAUGAGUGCCAGAACCAGGGCUCCUGCUCUCCCUUCCUAUUGGAUGAGACUCACGGCUACACCUGUUCUUGCUCACCUGGAUACACUGGACCCCUGUGCAAGAACCCAACCACAUUCUCCUUUGAACGCAGUGGCUACCUGCUGCUACAGAGCCCCCUUGUGGAUACAGAGGUCUCAUCCAACAUCACCCUCAGCUUCAAGACAGCUCUGUCCAGUGCAAUGUUGUUCCAGCAAGGCAUCAGGGGGCUGCUGCUAAGCCUGGAGCUGCAAGAGGGGAGGCUUCAUCUCAUCCUGAGGAAGGAAGCUUCUAACGGGGUCCAAGCAGAAGGUCGAAUCGGGGCUUUGGAGCUGUCACACAGAGUCACAGACGGAAAGUGGCACACUGUUGAGGCAGUACUCACAAACUGGGUACUGAGUCUCAGACUCUUGGAGGACGUUGCAAAAUGUGAGAGCCAGUCAUGUUACAAGGCGGCCCCAGUCCAGAGCACCAUGGCUGGCCUGGUGUCACCUCCUCAGAACACCUUCAUUGGAGGAGUACUCAAGGACUCACAAAGCACCGUCGAGUACUCCACACUUCCAGCAUUCAUUGGCUGCAUGCGGGAUGUUUUUGUGAACUGGCAACUGAUUGUCCCCGAGGAGUGGCUGAGUGACUCUGCUGUGAAUGUGUCCCCUGGUUGCAGCCAUCGGGACCGAUGCUUGGAUGUGCCUUGCCAAAACAAAGGGCAGUGUGUCAACUUGUGGCAGAGCUACCAGUGCCAGUGUCCAAGGCCUUACGAGGGGCAGGACUGUGAAGAGGAACAUGUGACCGCACGUUUUGGGGAUGAAGACUCUCUCAGCUAUGCCGCCUUCACUGUCACGGAUGACCCGGGUCACAACCUCUCAAUCUCUCUCUUCCUGCGCACACGGAGGCCCAACGGCCUCCUGCUGGCCGUGGCCAACAGCAGCAACAGCCAGUACCUGCACGUGUGGCUGGAGGACGGCGUGGUCACGGCUCAGCUCGGUGACUUCGAGAGCCUGAAAGGAGAGAGCGUGGUCAAUGACGGGGAAGUCCACUACGUGAACUUCGAGGUGGCGAUAGGGCGAAUGACUGUGCACGUGGCGGCUGACCUUCAAGCUGAGGCGGGGGUCAUUACAGUCGGCGUUCAGGCAGGAGACACUGUCUAUGUUGGAGGUCUGCUGGAGAGCGACGCUACAGCAGUGUUCGGUGGAUAUUUUAAAGGAUGCAUCCAAGACCUGAGGAUAAACGACAGGAGGUUGCAGUUUUUUGGUUUGGAUACAUCGGUGAGAACAUUCCCUCUGCAACAUAUGGAGAAUGUGACUGCUGGCUGCACAGGGGACAAUACCUGCAGUAUGAACCAUUGUUUAAACGGAGGGAUGUGUUACUCCCUGUGGGACGACUUCAACUGCACCUGCCCACCCAGCACAGCAGGGCGGCGCUGUGAAGAGGUCAGGUGGUGCGACUUGUCUCCAUGCCCGACAUUGGCUGAGUGCAAGAUGCUGAACCAAGGAUAUGAAUGUUACUCCAAUGCCUCUUUCCUGAAUGACAGCACAAUGCUGGUCUAUCGAGGAAAUGGUGACAUUUCCCGCAACAUUACUAACCUCUCUGUAAACCUGCGCACGCGGAAACGCAACGCCGCGAUCCUCCAUGCGGAGAAGGACUCUGCCUUUGUCACCCUCUCUGUCCAGGACGGCUUCCUCUUCAUGGAGCUUCAGAGUGCCACCAGAGCUAGCAAAGAGGAGGAGGAUGACAUGACAGGAGCGUCCACAGUCAGUCUCAGCAGCGUGAGGACUGUCAGUGAUGGCGGAUGGCACAGUGUCCACUUGUUCAUGACAGCACCGUGGGCUCACAUGUCUCAGUGGUCCUUGGUGCUGGAUGAUGAAGUAGAUGAAGCCAGCACCUCCACAGGUCUAGGGGGAAACCUGGACUUCCUCAGGCACGGAGUGGACAUCUUCCUGGGAGGUUUGGCUCCUGACACAGGGUGGUCACUAGCUGGGUGCCUGGGGACAGUGGAGCUGGGCGGCAUUGCCCUGCCUUAUUACAGCUCCUCUCAGGUGAACCUACCACGCUUGCAGGAGCACCAGUUCAUCCAGACAUCACUCAGGCCUGCGCUGGUGGGCUGCAGCGGGGCGUCCGUGUGUACUCCCAACCCGUGUCUCAAUGAAGGGCAGUGCCAGGACUUGUUCAACGCGUUCAACUGCAGUUGUGCUGAGAGCUGGGCAGGGAGGUACUGUAGCUUCUUCACUGACACGUGCGCCUCCAGUCCUUGUGUGCACGGCAACUGCAGCGUCAAUGGGCACACCUACCAGUGCACCUGCGAGCUGGGAUACACAGGAGUGGACUGCGAGCAGGAGGUGGACAUGUGUGAAAACCACUUGUGUGAACACGGGGGGACCUGCCUGCAUGGACCUGACAGGUAUGCCUGUCUGUGCCCGGAGAACUACACUGGACCUCUCUGCAAUGAACGGGUUGAAGAAAUUCCUUGGUACAUUGUUGUCAGAAAAGUGCGGCCCAAGCUUCCUGUGUCUGUAUGUGGAGAUGAUGUGAAGAACUACACCUGCUUCAACGGAGGGAACUGCACGGAGCGUGAGCUGUCAUGUGACUGCCCGCCUGGCUUCACUGGACACAGGUGUGAACAGGAGGUGGACGAGUGCAAGUCCAACCCUUGUCUGAACGGAGGCUACUGCCGCAACCUGGUCAACAAGUUCCUGUGCGUGUGCGACAUGAGCUACGCCGGCGACAUAUGCCAGACGGAUAUAAAGCGUGCUCCAUACGGCUCACGUGUGGCGGCCGUGCUGGUGCCAUGUCUGGUUGGCCUGGCGAUAGCGUUGACGCUCGCUGUGGCUGCGACGUUGGCCAAACUGCGAGAGAGGCGGCAGACGGGGGGAGGUUUGAGUCCGAGGCGACUCGAGGCUUCUGUGGGUUGCAGCCCACCCGUCGAGUUGUCCAUCAGCACUUUGGCGGCACGUGUGGAGCGCCUGGUGUAGCCAAAAGGAGGGGGAGGUGUGUGUGUGUGUGUGUGUGUGUGUAAGUGUGUGUGUCAGUGGAAAACAAAACACAACACAUUGAUUUGCAAGCAUGCUCCUCAAUCAAUCAAUCAAAGUGUAUUUGUACAGCCAUUAAUCACUAGUGCCUCAAAGGGCUUCACAAACCACAACAACAUCCUCUGAUCUGAAACCACAUCCGGGCGAGAAAAAACUCCAAAAGCCCAAAAUGGGACAAAGAAGAAACCUUGUAAAGGAUGUGGGAACUCACCUUCUGGGUAACACCCUGCAGUGGAGAGCAAGUGGGUACAGGUAUUCAAUUAUUACAUUCAUGAUAACGUGAGAGUCCAGUCCAUCGGGAAGCUAGCAGAGGGUCGUAGGAGGUCUUCUCCCAUGUCAUAGAGGAGUGGUCUUGACGUUGAACAGCUAGGGCCUCCUCCAGAAUGGUACCUCUCUAGAGAUUAUCCCUGGUCACCUGGUAACCUCUCCAUGCAGGAGAGGGGGGCAUAGCAGAAAAGAGAAGUGGCAGGUCAACUGGUCUAAACAGGGGUCUAUUUAAAGGCUAGCAUAUAUAAAUUAGUUUUAAAGUGGGCCUUAAAUGCUUCUACUGAGGUAGCAUCUGUAAUUGUUACCGGUAGGCAUUCCAGAGUACUGGAGCCCGAGUAGAAAACGCUCUAUAGACUUGUUUUGGGCUCUGGGAAUAGUUAAUAAGUUGGAGUUCUUGGAAUGCAGAUUUCUGGACGGAACAAAUAGUACAAUACAAUAAGCUAGAGCGUUUAGUAUUUUGUACGUUACUAGUAAAACCUUAAAGUCGCGUCUUAAGUGCACAGGAAGCCAGUGCAGGUGAGCCAGUACAGGCGUAAUAUGAUCAAACUUUCUUGUUCUUGCCAAAAGUCUUGCAGUUGCAUUUUGUACCAACUGUAAUCUUUUAAUGCUAGACAUAGGGAGGCCCGAAAAAAAUUUUUUUACAGUCGGGACGAGACGUAACGAACGCAUGAAUAAUGAUCUCAGCGUCGCUGGUUGACACAAUUGGACGCAUUUUAGCGAUAUUACAGAGUUGAAAGAAGGCCGUUUUAGUAACACUCUUAAUGUGUGACUCAAAUGAGAGAGUUGAGUCAAAGAUAAUACCCAGAUUCCUUACCGAGUUGCUUUGUGUAAUUGUUUUGUUGUCAAAUGUUAAGGUAGUUUUAUUAAAUAGGUGUCGGUGUCUAGCAGGACCGAUAAUCAACAUUUAGUGUGUGUGUGACUAUCAGUGGUACUUUAACUUUUUAACUUCAAACGAGACUAAUCCGCUAUACAUCUUAUCAUUGCUUCUCGCAGGCAGGGGGCCAGAGACAAGUACUCGAUGCCGAGCCAUUUUUCUGGCGAGAUUACAAGUCCUAGCUAUGUUCCUCUUUGUAAUAUCUGAUUGUCUCAUCCUAGAGUCAUUGGAGCCGUGGUGCACAACUAUGUUCGAGUAGCUAGUGGUGCGAUUAGCCUGUCGUACGUGUUUAGGCCUCUUGCGAGUCAGACUAGCUACAUUGUCGGGUGCUUUAUUAUGGUUGGUUUACUAAGCUGUAUGUUCCGGGUGAUGGAGUCCCCUAUAAUUAAGGUGUGGUGUACGGUAAACUGCAGUGUGGGACUAGCUAAUAGGCUAAAACUGUUAUGCGUCAUAACUGGCUCACCAUAGUUUGAAGGCUGCUACAGACUGGGCUAGUUAGCAGACUACAGCUAACGCUAGAAAGCGUGUCCACGUCAUCUUAAAGUUACAAAGCUACUCUGCUCCACAACCUAUCCAUGCAUGAAGAACAGAAAGCCAUACUCACGUUUUUUUCCUUCCCCCAGUCGAGUUCUUGCUGUCUUUAGAGCGGGGUGCCUCGGACCGGGGCUAGCUUAGGGCUAAAGAAGGCAAAAAAGCCUUUAGAAGCACACAAAUGGAGAGAUAGCACUUAGCUUUGAUGACGAAGGAGCACUACCGAAGAAACAUGCUAACUAGCGUGCAUCUUUUUCUAGCUGACCGCUGAAGACGCGACCUCUGACCUGCUGCUGGCCGUCACUCUGGUGUCCGUGGUCCUCCUCCUGGUCCUCAUCCUGACUUCAGCCGCACUGGUGGUCACGCUGAACCGGCGGGCCACACGCGGCACUUACAGUCCAAGCCGGCAGGAGAAGGACGGAUCCCGUGUGGAGAUGUGGAGCAUCACGCAGACGCCGCCGGUGGAGAGACUCAUCUGAUGCUGCACGUAUGCUCGAUCGCUCACUAAAUGCACAU